AGCUCGGAAACGAUCGCAACCAGCGUUACGCCACCGACAUGCAGUCUCAUGAUCAUGAAAGAUAGCUCGGAGCAGCGCAGCAAUACCUAGCAACUUAUCCUGCCAUACCUCAACGGUCGAACCCAGUAUCGGUUUAUCCGCUCCAACCCACCACACCGCUAUGGUGCUCAACUCCCUCCCAUGGCGGCGAAAGACCAAAGCCGCACAACCCGACCCUUUCGAACCCACGCCUAUUCUCCGCCUUGCCUAUCAAGCCCCCGUGAAGCUCCUUCUGUACCAUGCCUACCACACGAUCACCUCGCUCCGCUCCAACCCCACACCCUCGCAGCCGCCUAUACGCAUCGUAUGCAUGUCUGAUACGCACGGCCACACCAUCGACUCCGUCCCAGACGGCGACAUCCUCAUACACGCGGGAGAUAUGACUGUAUAUGGCAGCAUCCCCGAGAUCCAGGCGCAAGUAGACUGGCUCUGCAGCCUCCCCCACAAAGAGAUAGUGGUCAUCAGCGGAAACCACGACACGUACCUCGAUCCGCGGACACGCCCGUCGCUACGCGAUGACCAGAGAGCUGGCGCGGUGGACUGGAAGCGCGUGCACUACCUGCAGCACCGCAGACUGAGUCUCAGCAUCGACGUUGACCCACCCGGCGCGGACGGCGAAGAAACAACACAUCUGCUCGCGAGGGAGACAAAGUCGAGGAGAGUGAGGAUAUACGGGGCGCCGCAGAUACCGGCGUGCGGCGAUGUGAAUGUGCACGCGUUUCAGUAUCCAAGGGGGAGGGAUGCGUGGUCUGAGACUGUACCCGAGGACACGGAUAUCCUGGUUACACAUACGCCACCGAAGUACCACAUGGAUUUGGCGCUGCCGAGCGGGAUGGGCUGCGAGCAUCUGGCGGCCGAGGUCAGGAGGGUGAAGCCUACGCUGCAUGUGUUUGGGCAUGUGCAUUGGGGGGCGGGGCACGAGGUGGUGUGGUGGGAGGGCUGCCACGAUGCUUAUGAAAAGGGUAUGCGGAUCGAGCCACGGUGGUUCAAGGGGUUGUUAAAUCCUGGGCUUUGGUGGAAUGUGUUUAGGGUUAUGUACAGAGGGAUACGAGAACUGAUUUGGGAUAAAGUGUGGGGUGGGCAGGGUCCAAACACCAUCAUGGUAAACGCUGCGCAAAUGCACGGCAACACUGGAAAGCUAGGCAACCCUAUUCAGGUGGUGGAUAUCUGACGAAUCAUGCCUCACGAGUUUAUAGUAGAUACCAUCGUAAUAG
Molecule: messenger RNA, 1253 nt
Organism: Paraphaeosphaeria sporulosa
Lineage: Eukaryota; Fungi; Ascomycota; Dothideomycetes; Pleosporales; Didymosphaeriaceae
Product: Metallo-dependent phosphatase
Exons: 1
Coding region: 161-1210 (349 amino acids)
Molecular function (GO): hydrolase activity
Source: RefSeq, a predicted model, not a curated record